ACGUUUACGCUAUGUCAGCACUUUGCACCAAUUCAGAUCCUUUCUUCUCUCUCACGAUACUCAUCUUCAUCACUGUCUCUGUCUCUUCUUUCCUUUCUCAUUCAGAUUCAGCCGUUACCUUCUACUACUCUCUAAACAACCCUUUACAAAUACAUGUCACAUUAAGCCCAUAUGUAAAUGACCCCAUCUCAUCUCUUCUCAUAAGCCCCUAAAAACCCAGUUGUUUUUCCACUAUUAUGCGCUAUGGCGUGCAUUACGCAUCACAGCCCGUUCCAUCUCUUUCUCCAGCACCCCCCAUAAUCGCUUCUUCUUCUGUUGCUGCCACCAUCGCCGCCAACAACAAUCAUCACAACGACAUGCUGGCUUCAGUUUUGUUGGCUCUGUUUUUACCCUGUUUGGGCAUGAGUGGAAUUUUCAUCGUCUACAUCUGCCUUUUGUGGUACGUUAGUAGCCUUAACCACCACCCUGAUGCGCGGUUUCCGACGGUUAAGCCUGUGGCGGUAGUGGGUUUGUCGGCGUCUGAGCUUGAGAAGUUGCCUAAGGUUAGCGGGAAAGAGCUGGUUGUGGGGACAGAGUGUGCCGUCUGUUUGGACGAAAUCGAGAGUGAACAACCGGUUAGACUCGUUCCCGGUUGCAAUCACGGGUUUCAUUUGCAGUGUGGUGAUGCUUGGCUUUCAAGACAGUCGGCAUGCCCUGUUUGUAGAGGCAAACUUGACUCUGAAUUCUUCAAAGCUUUAGAAGAAAAUCCCUGCUAGGCCAAUAGGGUUUCGUAAAAUACAAAAAUGAUUAGGGUUUUAGUUGUACUUGUUACUUGUUAAUAAAUAUAAUAAUGGUGUUUUCCUUUA
Molecule: messenger RNA, 845 nt
Organism: Mangifera indica (mango)
Lineage: Eukaryota; Viridiplantae; Streptophyta; Magnoliopsida; Sapindales; Anacardiaceae
Product: E3 ubiquitin-protein ligase ATL23
Exons: 1
Coding region: 237-755 (172 amino acids)
Source: RefSeq, a predicted model, not a curated record